AAACGCAACGCCCAGCUCUGGUGCCCUGUCCAGAAGGGCACCUACGAGAUCACCCGGAAGACUCGGCGGCAGCGCCAGGCCUGCCGCCUGCCGCCUGCGCAAGCUCCUGGAGAGCGGCUGCAGGAAAGACAUGGUCAUGUCUGACGUGGCCGUGGAGCAGAAGCGGGCCUUGAUCAGGAGGAAGAGGAGAGAACAGAUUGGGACUCAGCCCCCUGGAGCCAAGGCUCUGACUGAAGAGCAGCGGAUGAUGAUCAGGGAGUUGAUAACCGCUCAGGUGAAAACCUCUGAUGGCAUCUUCACGCGUUUCAAGAAUUUCCGGCUCAGAGAACUGGUAGCCAGUGGCCUCCGAAAUUCGGAGUCUCUGCAGACUCAGUCAAAUGAAGAAGCUGCCAAGUGGUGCAAGAUCAGGGAAGAUCUACGGUCAGCGAAGGCCUCCCUGCAGCUGCGGGGGGAAGACGGCAGCAUCUGGAACUACAAGCCCGCAGCCGACAAUAGUGGGAAAGAGAUCUCUUCCCUGUUGCCCCACGUGGCUGACACGUCAACCUACGUGUUCAAAGGCAUCAUCAACUUUGCCAAAGUCAUUCUCCAUUUCAGGGACCUGCUCAUCGAGGACCAGAUCUCCCUGCUGAAGGCGGCCGCCUUUGAGCUGUGCCCACUGAGAUUCAACACGAUGUUCAACACAGAGACCAGGACCUGGGAGUGUGGUCAGCUGUCCUACUGCUUGGAAAACCCUACAGGUGGCUUCCAGCAGCUUCUGCUGGAGCCCGUAUUGAAAUUCCACUACAUGCGGAAAAAGCUGCAGCUGCAUAAGGAGUAUGUGCUAAUGCAGGCCAUCUCCCUCUUCUCUCCAGAUGAUAACCCCACCUACCGCCCGGGUGUGGGGCAGUGCCGCUUGCUGGACCAGCUGCAGGAGUGGUUCGCCAUUACCCUGAAGGCCUACAUCAAGUGCAACCGGCCCCGGCCCGCCCACCGGUUCCUGUUCCUGAAGAUCAUGGCUAUGCUCACCGAGCUCCGCAGCAUCAACAUCCAGCACACCCAGCGGCUGCUGCGCAUCCAGGACAUUCACCCCUUCGCUACCCCACUCACGCAGAAGUUGUUCAGCAUCACAAAUGGCUGA
Globicephala melas (long-finned pilot whale) is the source of this 1117-nucleotide messenger RNA. It is a transcript of the gene NR1I2, whose product is annotated as nuclear receptor subfamily 1 group I member 2. Lineage: Eukaryota; Metazoa; Chordata; Mammalia; Artiodactyla; Delphinidae. Gene Ontology annotation, biological process: negative regulation of transcription by RNA polymerase II; positive regulation of transcription by RNA polymerase II; cell differentiation. Gene Ontology annotation, molecular function: RNA polymerase II cis-regulatory region sequence-specific DNA binding; nuclear receptor activity. The record is from RefSeq and is a predicted model, not a curated record.